CUCUCUCUCUCUCUCUGUAUAAAGAUUGCCUGUACUUGCUCUCUCUUUGUUUCAAUUGACAUCCUCCUCGGUUUCUCCGUAUAGUUUUCAUCAAGAAGUUGACUUGGAAGAUGGGCAUGGCGUUCAAGAUCUUCAUGAGGCUGGCGGUGUGUUAUCUCGGCUUUUCUUGGUUCCUCUUGACUGCUGCCGUUCCUGCAACCCGAAGCUUGAGGUCGAGCAACGAAAUCAUAUCACUCCAGGAACUGCAAUCACUUUCUCUGGAUGGUGUGGAGUUGAUGGUAGGAGGAGGAGGGACUUACAAAGUGGAGGGAAGGAUGGACAUGGAAAUCGAAGACUAUGCAGAACCAGGCGCCAAUCCUCGUCACGAGCCACCCCCAUCCUCUUCCGCAAACCCUUGACACCAUAAUGGAAUUUGCCGUUCAUUUGUUCACUGUAAAGAGAUCGCUGGAUGAGUUUAUAAGGAAAGGUUGGAGGUUCUUUUUCUUUGGGUUGUGCCUGUACGAUGCGCGAUAUUCAUGUGAGAGAAGAUGAUGUUAGUCGGAAAACAAGAGGCAUGUUAAAUUAAUCACAUUGUGGAGUGGUUUCGAUUCGUAUAAUCAUAUGAAUUACCGAGAAUUAAUCA
Syzygium oleosum is the source of this 622-nucleotide messenger RNA. RefSeq lists its product as uncharacterized. NCBI's taxonomy places the organism in Eukaryota, Viridiplantae, Streptophyta, Magnoliopsida, Myrtales, Myrtaceae. The coding region runs from base 111 to 398 and encodes 95 amino acids. The transcript is spliced from 3 exons. The record is from RefSeq and is a predicted model, not a curated record.